Molecule: messenger RNA, 2332 nt
Organism: Octopus bimaculoides (California two-spot octopus)
Lineage: Eukaryota; Metazoa; Mollusca; Cephalopoda; Octopoda; Octopodidae
Source: RefSeq, a predicted model, not a curated record
GAUUUCAUCAUUGUGAUAGUUUUCAUUACAUCAAGUAUUAAGAAUAUAGCAACGAGGUUCCGCAACUUGGAAGAGAGACAAUCAUAAGGUUCUGACUUCGAAUCCCCGGGUUACCUCCCUUUAACCCCUUCCUGGGACUUUUGGUGAAGCGCGAGACAAUUUUCGUUCCGAAAAUGCGGCCCAGGGAAAAUUUGUUUGGGAACCACAGCUGUAAGGUGAAACCAUGUCAAAGCAUACACUUGAGCACAAUGCCGUCUUGGGACCCAUUGAAUCUUGCCCAACACUCCAACCCAUGCCAGCAUGGAACACAGACGUUAAACGAGGGUGAUACAGACACACACAUGUUUGUAUAUAGGAGACGGUAAUAUUUAGGUUUAAAAGGGAGUCAUUUGCCGUCCGGCCAUUCCUGUUUAUCGCAAUCCUUUAAUGCGCAUGCUCAACCGGAUAUUCAUCACCAGACACUUAAUGAAUGAAAAUAGUUGUUUUGAAUCUCAUUCAUCGAAAUACUAAUUACAAAUGAUAAGACAAAGAAAAACAAGUUGUAUGUAAUUUAAUCCAUAUAGAUAUACAUACAUACAUUACAGUAAUUCUUGUGUUAUACACGAGAUUGUCUGAUGAUAUUGACAGCAGAGGCUUUUUAACUUGAGAUGAUGGUUUAAAGAAUAAAGGAACGUAUUAUACAAAAAACAUAAAACUAGAUUCAGAUAAACGUCUGGUGGAAUUGCCAUGAAAUAUUUCCAGAGGAUGAGGAUAUUUGUUAGAAAUACAAUAUAAAAAUGGAAAGGAAAUCAUAAGAAAGAAAGGAAGUUUAUGGAAAAUGUCUGAUGUUUGUGCUGCAUUAAAUGUGAAGAAACAAAGCAAAGAGAGUGAUUUACUUGAUAAGAUGUCGAAAAAGAAGGGUAAAACUUCAUAUCAAUGUGAUAUUUGUAAAAAGACAUUCCAGAAAAAACGUGACCUAACUAUUCACAAGAAAAGUCAUUCAGGAGAAAAGCCAUAUCACUGUGAUAUCUGUGGUAAUUUAUUCUUGUUGAAACAUAACUUAACUGUACACAAACGUAUUCACACAGGAGAGAGGCCUUACAGCUGUGAUAUCUGUGGUAAAUCUUUUGCACAAAGUGGUGACCUAAAGGCUCACAAACGCACUCACACAGGAGAAAAACCGUAUCGUUGUGAUAUCUGUGGUAAAUCCUUUUCACAAGGCAACCAAGUUACUAUGCAUAAACGCAUUCAUACAGGAGAGAAACCAUUUCACUGUGAUAUCUGUGGCAAAUCCUUCAUUGGAAAACAUAAGUUAAAGGCUCACAAACGUAUUCAUAAUGGAGAAAAACCUUAUCACUGUGAAAUAUGUGGUAAAUCAUUCAAUGAAAGUUCUAACUUAGCUGUUCACAAACUCACUCAUACAGGAGAGAGGCCACAUCAGUGUGAUGUUUGUGGCAAAUCAUUCUCUCGUAUUCAUCACUUAUCUGUACAUAAACAUAUCCAUUCAGGUGAGAAGCCAUAUCAUUGUGAUAUCUGUGGCAAAUCAUUCUCUCAGGCUAAUACUUUAGCUAAUCACCAAAAAAAGCUUGCAAAUGACAAGCCAUGUCAUUGUGAUGUUUGUGGUAAAUCAUUCUUUCAAACAUGUGAAUUAAAUCAUCACAAAAUUACACACAGGAGAAAAAGACAAUAUCUUUGUGAUACCUGUGGUAAAACUUUCCCAGGACAUUAUCGUUUAAUUAGGCACAAACGUAUUCAUACAGGAGAGAAGCCACAUGAUUGUGAUAUCUGUGGCAAAUCUUUCUCUGAAAUUCGUCAAUUAAUAUCUCACAAACGUGUUCAUACAGGAGAGAAACCAUAUCACUGUGAUAUCUGUGGUAAAUCAUUCUCUCAAAAAUCUGGUUUAGUUGUCCACAGACGUAUUCAUACAGGAGAGAAACCAUAUCGUUGUAAUGUUUGUGGUAAAUCAUUCUCUGGAAGUGGCGACUUAACUAAACACAAACUCACUCAUACAGGAGAGAAACCAUAUAACUGUGAUAUUUGUAGUAAAUCAUUCUGUGUACGUAGUGCAUUAACUUUUCACAAACGUAUCCAUACAGGUGAGAUGCUUCAUCAGUGUGAUAUCUGUGGUAAAUCAUUCCCUAAGAAAUCUUCCUUAGUUAUCCACAAACGUAUUCACACAGGAGAGAAACCAUAUCACUGUGAUAUCUGUGGUAAACCAUUCUCUCAGAAAUCUUCUUUAGUUAUCCACAAACGUAUUCACACAGGAGAGAAACCAUAUCAGUGUGAUAUAUGUGGUAAAUCAUUCUCUCAGUCACAUCAUGUAAUUAUUCACAAAAACAUUCAUACAUGUUAG